This is a messenger RNA of Pangasianodon hypophthalmus (striped catfish), 3830 nucleotides long. It is a transcript of the gene crot, whose product is annotated as carnitine O-octanoyltransferase. Gene Ontology annotation, cellular component: peroxisome. Lineage: Eukaryota; Metazoa; Chordata; Actinopteri; Siluriformes; Pangasiidae. Gene Ontology annotation, molecular function: carnitine O-octanoyltransferase activity. The record is from RefSeq and is a predicted model, not a curated record. Bases 216 to 2054 code for a protein of 612 amino acids. The transcript has 17 exons.
CCUGUGCUGUUUACAGGCUACUGGGUGAAAGGUCGCGGGAUCAGAACCCGGUUCGGAGUCAGAUCACAUAAAGAUGCAGUAACACUGCACUGCGUCUAUCCUGUAAUAACAACACUAACAUCUGGACUUCAUCACCAGCUGUUUGCUUCUUGCUUCUUGAUUAUAUGGUGUCUUUUCUCCUUGCAGAUCGUUACAUCUUACUUUGAGGUAUAAUAAUGGAUAAUCAGGCAUUUGAAUCUGUGGCCGAGCGAACUUUCCAGUAUCAGUCCACGCUGCCACCGCUGCCCGUGCCGUCCCUGGAGGAAAGUCUCCACAAAUACCUGGACGCAGUGAAGCCAUUUGCCUCUGAGCAUGAGUUUCGCAACACAGCAGCCAUCGUGAAGCGCUUUGCUGAGGGAAUCGGGCAGCAUCUUCACCAACGACUCCUACAGCGAGCCAAGAGCAGGCGCAACUGGCUGGAAGAAUGGUGGUUGGACACGGCGUAUUUGGAAGUUCGAAUCCCGUCUCAGCUCUAUGUGAACUUCGGAGGACCAGGGCCGUACCUGGAGCACUGCUGGCCGGCGUGUGAGGGGACGCAGUUGGAGAGGACCAGUCUGGCGACGUGGCUCACGCUUCAGUACUGGGACCUCAUCCGCACGGAGAAGUUGGCCGUCCAUAAAGCAGGAAACAUGGCCUUUGACAUGGAUCAGUUCCGCAUGCUCUUCUGUACCUGCAAAGUACCUGGAAUUAACAAGGACAGCAUUGUCAACUACUUCAAGACAGAAAGCGAAGGCCCGUGUCCUUCUCACCUCAUAGUGAUGUGUCGUGGCAGAAUCUUCACUUUCGAUGCUCUCUGUGAUGGACGCAUCCUCACUCCUCCUGAAUUACUGAGGCAGCUGACCUACAUUAAACAGAGCUGUGAUGGAGAGGUCUGGGGUGAUGGAGUGGCCGCUUUGACCAGUGAAGAGAGGACGAAAUGGGCUAAGGCACGGGAGCAUCUGAUCUCAAUCGAUCCUGUCAAUAAGAACAUACUGGAGACCAUCCAAAGCUCGUUGUUUGUUCUCACACUGGACGAUGCAAAGCCAUAUUCCACCCCGGAGAAUUACACCUCGAUGACCCUGUUGGCUCUGACAGGAGACCCCACUGUCCGCUGGGGUGAUAAAUCCUACAACUUCAUCAGCUUUGCCGACGGCACCUUCGCCUCAAACUGUGAUCACGCACCCUAUGAUGCCAUGGUCUUGGUGUCAAUGUGUUACUACAUGGACCAAAAAGUGAAGGCCGUCAGUGGAAAAUGGAAGGGUACAGAAGUGGUACGAGACCUUCCUGAUCCAGAAGAGCUUGUGUUCACUGUAGAUGAAAAAGUCAGGAGAGACAUUACACUGGCAAAAGAGCAGUACAGCAAAAGUACUCAGGAUCUGCAGGUCAUCUGCUAUGCCUUCACCUCUUUUGGGAAAGCAGCGAUCAAGAAGAAGAAUCUUCACCCGGACACAUUCGUUCAGCUGGCCAUGCAGUUAGCGUACUACAGGCAACAUGGAAAACCUGGGAGUUGUUAUGAGACCGCCACCACACGCCGUUUCUAUCAUGGCCGCACAGAGACUAUGAGGCCGUGCACAGUCGAAGCCCUACACUGGUGCAAAGUCAUGCUGAAUCCCUCGGCAACUACUGAAGAGAAAAGACAAGCGCUGCUUCGUGCUUUCAACAAACACAACAAACUGAUGGAUGAGGCUCAGAAAGGAAAAGGCUUUGACCGGCAUCUUUUGGGCCUGUACCUGAUCGCCAAGGAGGAGGGACUUCCAGUUCCUGAGCUUUACUCAGACCCUCUCUACUCUAAGAGCGGCGGAGGAGGGAAUUUCAUCCUUUCCUCCAGCCUUGUUGGCUACACGACUGUUCUGGGGGCCGUCUCUCCCAUGGUGCACCACGGCUAUGGCUUUUUCUACCGCAUCCGUGACGAUAGGAUUGUUGCUUCCUGUACAGCCUGGAAAUCCUGCCCGGAGACAGACGCUGAGACGUUCUUUCAGAACUUGUGCACCUCCUUCCAUGAUAUCAUGCGGGUCACGACCCUGUCUCACCUGUAGAGUAAAGCUGUCUGGGAAAUGGAGUCCUUUUAGUACGGUUUCAACUUCAUGUAGACAAGCUAGCAGUGAUCAAAGUGCCUUUAAUUGUAUUAAACCUCAGGCUUUCACGCAAUACAAUACGAUUUAGAGUAAAUGAGACGAUAUCUGAAUCUGCUACCAUAUGAUAUGAUUCAAUUUAGCAGCCUUUGAUCAAACUUUGUUCAGAAUCUGUUGUAGGCCUACUGUUAAUUCGUGAAUGAUAAUUACAUAAAAUAGGACUAUUUUGAAAGUAUCGUGGUUAUGGGAAAGUCAUCUAGAUAGACAAUUAAAUUGUUUACGCAUCAGUUUAAAAAUAUGAAUUAUUUUUACACAGCAGUUGUUUGUCCUUCAAUAAUAAUCGAUUGUGAUUGUUGUAUCAAUUAAUUUCGAUCAUUGCUUUUUAAUUCAACGCAUCAAUCCAAAACAUCAGAUAGUUUCACCCCUAGUAAUCAACGAAGAAUAAAAAAAAAAUUAACAGAAUAUUCGUGACAGGUUUUGUUUGACCAAAGGCACUUGUAAUAAUCUUUCAUAUUGUUGCCUUUAGGUGUUUUACACCUCACCGCUUGCUGUUGAAGAAAAAACUGCGAUGAGCACUAUGUGCAAGUCUCAUAAACUAAGGUAUUAUUCAGAUUUUGUUUAGUCUUUCAUUAAAAAAUUCUAUCUUUUAAAUUAGGAAUUUUUGUUUAGCAUUGCGUUGGUACUCUUUAAUAAAUCUCUGCAUAUGUUACAGGUCAAGAAGAUGUAAUAUGUAGAGCUUUAAAUGGAACAGUUUAAGUGCUCUUACUGUAGUUUACCAACAUAAAUGAGAGAGUAAUGUAGAGAGGAUUUAGUACAUCAGUGGAAUUGCUUAAAUAAAAAGCUGUAUUGAGUAAAAGCAAUUAGUUCUGCGUUGAAAUGAAUUCUGAAUCACUGUAAAUUCAGUUGAUGGCAACGUCACUUACCGUUGUUAGGAUUUACAACAUAAAUGUAGUUGAUCGGUCUUCGACCUUAAUUAGGGCUAUACAAGUUUUCCAACUUGAAAAAAAAAGAAAAAAAAAAAAAAAACCAGAAGAUGGACGAGACAGCUAAAUUUUUUUUAGACAAUAAGAAAAUAGGGAGGCAAAAGUCCAAUGUGAACACUACUUAAUAAUCCCCUUUAUUCUAUAGACCACAGAGCCCACAGUCCCUCCCAUUUGGUUUCUGUUGGCUCACACUACUGAAGCUCUUGAUUUCACAGCAAUAAAUUCAGCACAAAAUGAAAUUAACUGCUACCAUGAGCACACGCCUGUUUCACGUCCUGUAUCUUUUCCCCUUUAGUGAAAAAAUCAGAACUGCUUCGGUUAAAGUGUAAAUAUUGCCCUGUCUGGAUUUGGUGGUUAAUUAUCUAAUGUGUUCAUGUAAACAGUGCUGUCUCUCUCUGUGUAUGUGAAAUGCGCAAAGAACCAGAUGGUUCAGUUCAUUACCUGGUAUUACCUUAUGGAUUUAAACUUUAUCCAAAGCUGCUUUAGAGAAAGUGAUGAGGAUUACACAGAAAAUGCAACACAACAUUGAUAUAUAUUGAAUGUAUAGAAAACAUGAUAAACCCCCCUGCAAAGAUCAAUGCAAGUGAACAGAAACAAUGCAACCAUUCUUACUUCAUUUCAUUUCUGUAAUUAGUUUUCUGUUAUAUACUGUUUUGCUCAUUUUAAUUUUAAUCUCAAGUGAAAUGUUCUUCUUUCUUCUGUGCUAUAUCACUGUAUUUUGAGUAUCAAUCAAGAGUAAAUUCUUUAUAUUUUGUUA